This is a messenger RNA of Sungouiella intermedia, 552 nucleotides long. The record is from the annotation of a GenBank genome assembly. NCBI's taxonomy places the organism in Eukaryota, Fungi, Ascomycota, Pichiomycetes, Serinales, Metschnikowiaceae.
AUGGAUUCAAGAAUAGCAUCGUCGCAUAACUCAUAUGAUCCUUCCAUAGCCAGCGAAAACAACUCGGUGGUUGAGUUUUCUCCACAAUUGAUUCCCCAAGAAGAACUACCAGCUCCUGGGCCUACAGAUUCUUAUUUCCCUUUCUCCCACAUCAUCGAUAUCACUCUGAGUGAGCCUCGAGAUGUACUCCAAAGCGAGCGGACCUAUUUGUCGUUCAUUCGCUUCUCGGUGUCGCUAUAUUUCACAGCCAUUGGCAUGAUUCUAGGCUUUCGUCUUCUGUCGUCUGACGGACCUACCCACGGUACUCAUCCCGGGUUCAAUAAGACCCUUUUCAACCAUAUCAUUGCAUACCUUCUUAUUUUCCUCUCGUUUGCUACAUUGUUGGUGUGUGCAAUCAAUUACUUCAAGACUGUUCGCAGGUAUUCACAACGUCGAAUUCAUACUUAUGCUGCCUCCAACACCAUCAUAAUUGCCUGUGUCACAGCCAUAGUGGUUGCAUUGAUUGCGAUUAAUAUUUCAAUGAUUGUGGAAAGAUACAAACAAGAUCAGUGA